CACAACCCAACACACGUGUCUAAUGGUUCGUGUGACUGACACAAAGACAAACACUACACAGAUACUGAAUCGAUCAAUCAAUGGUGGUUGCGUCCAUUCGUCUUCUUCCUUCUCCAUUCCUUUCUUUCGCUCCUCGUCUCUCUCUAUAUUCAUGCCGCUCUCGUCCCUCUUCCGUUGUAGCCUUCUCUUCCGUCCACUCCACGGCUCCCAAGGGAGACGGUGGAGUGGAACUAGGUGGUGAUCAAAGACAAGCAGAAGUUAUUUUUUUGGGGACUGGAACCAGUGAAGGGGUUCCUCGUGUUAGUUGCUUGACUAACCCUUUACAUAAAUGUGAGGUGUGUUCAAAAGCUGCCCAACCGGGUAAUAGGAAUAGGAGACUUAACACAAGCAUUCUCAUUCGUCACCCCAAUUCUUCAGGAACACAGAACAUUCUUAUAGAUGCUGGAAAAUUUUUCUAUCACAGUGCUCUCCGGUGGUUUCCUGCUUAUGGGAUAAGAACAAUAGAUGCUGUCAUUAUUACUCAUUCACAUGCUGAUGCAAUUGGAGGUCUUGAUGAUCUCAGAGAUUGGACAAACAAUGUUCAGCCUCAUAUUCCAAUAUAUGUAACCAAACGAGACUUUGAGGUGAUGACAAAGACCCAUUACUAUUUAGUAGAUACUAGUGUUAUCUUACCUGGUGCCAAAGUCUCAGAGUUGCAAUUCAAAAUCAUAUCGGAAGAAUCAUUUUCUGUACAUGGACUGAAGAUUACCCCAUUACCAGUUUGGCACGGCCAGAAUUAUCGGUCCCUUGGUUUUCGAUUUGGUAAUAUAUGUUACAUUAGUGAUGUUAGUGAAAUUCCUGAAGAAACUUACCCACUUCUAAACAACUGUGAAAUUCUAAUCCUGGAUGCCUUAAGACCUGAUCGUUCUACUUCCACACAUAUUGGACUUCCAAGGGCGUUGGAGGAAGUGCGAAAGAUUCAACCCAAAAGAACACUCUUUACUGGUAUGAUGCAUCUGAUGGAUCAUGAAAAAGUGAAUGACUACCUUGCGAGCUUAUUGGAGUCUGAGGGCCUUGAUGCACAAUUGAGUUAUGAUGGACUUCGUAUACCAGUCAGACUCUAGAUUUUAUACAGCCUCAAUUUUUUUUUCUCAAAGAGAAGUUAUUAAACAAAACAUAUAAAUGAUUUCACAAGUUCUCACAUUCUGCAGACUACUGCAACUAUUCCACCUUGUCAUUGUUAUUUCCUUGUCUCUAUUAGCGACAAGGAACACUUAUACCAUAAUGUAACAGGAUCUUUUUCCCUUUACAAUGAGAUAAUUAAUUUUGUAGCGAA
This is a messenger RNA of Vigna unguiculata (cowpea), 1315 nucleotides long. Its product is annotated as Metallo-hydrolase/oxidoreductase superfamily protein. The record is from RefSeq and is a predicted model, not a curated record. NCBI's taxonomy places the organism in Eukaryota, Viridiplantae, Streptophyta, Magnoliopsida, Fabales, Fabaceae.